GCAAGCCAGCUGACGAUAAGACUCUUUCCUAUACCUCCUUGCACAUUAAUAACGACAACUCGAGCUCAAGGAACCUCUGGAUAGCGUUCACGAGCCUUCCUCAUCCCUGUUCCACCCAUCCCCUUGACACUUUGCAUUUCCCAUCUCCCACAAUGGCCUCCACCACCGCCGCCGUCGCCAGCGACAAGAAGUACGAGCUGCCGGACAACGCGAUCGUGCUCCCCCCGACCGCGCAGCUCCAGGCACUCCUCACGCUCAUCCGUGAUGAGAACACUCACCGUGGAGACUUUGUCUUCUACUCUGACCGCAUCAUCCGCCUGCUCGUCGAAGAAGGCAAGUGCCUGAACCACCUCCCCGUCGUCCCCAAGACGGUGCGCACGCCCGUCGGCCUGGACUUCAACGGUGUCGGCUUCGAGGGCAGGAUCUGCGGCGUGUCGAUUAUGCGGGCUGGCGAGUCCAUGGAGGCGGGCCUUCGUGACUGCUGUCGCUCAGUGAGGAUUGGCAAGAUUCUUAUCCAGCGUGAUGAGGAGACCUGCCUUCCCAAGCUCUUCUAUGCCAAGCUCCCCGAGGACAUUGCGGAGCGCUUCGUCCUCCUCCUCGACCCCAUGCUUGCCACUGGCGGCUCAUGCAUCAAGGCCAUCGAGGUCCUCCUCUCGCACGGCGUCAAGGAGGAGAAGAUCCUCUUCCUCAACCUGAUUGCCUCCCCACUAGGCACCGACACGGUGUGCAAACGCUUCCCCAAGCUCCGCAUGAUCACCGCCUGGGUCGACGAGGGCCUCGACUCGCACAGCUACAUUGUCCCCGGCCUCGGCGACUUUGGAGACCGCUACUUCCUCUAAACAGAGUCAUGAUUCCUAUAGGAUUGGGCAUGCGAGAGUGUUGUGGUGGUGGUGGUGUGGUGUGGUGGUGCAGGUGGUCGACCUUGGCAGUCGAGGUGCCACAGAUCUUCAAUUCCCGGGUAUUGCCGGGCGUGUGGACCCUGGGUGUCUUUUCAGUGACGCAGUUGUGUGUGGGCGGUGGUGGGUGGUGGAUUGUGCUGGCGGCGCGGCGCGCGCGCCUGUGUGACUCGGCUGCCCUGGCUGGCUGCUCACCUGACCCGCCCACUUGUGAUUUCGGCAGGACUGAUGGUUUCCUCCCGCGUUUUGCCUUGCAGAUGCUCCAGCGCCGCCCACCCACCCCCUCCCACUCUCUCCACUACAUCUCUCCCUCUUCCUCUUCCUCGCUUCCACUCCACCCACUUCAUCGUCUCUUUACACAACAGUAAAAACAAAACCGCUCGACAAUGUACGGCGCUCCUCGUUCUGGAAACUGCUUCAACUGUGGCCAGCGUGCGUAGGGUGUUGUCGUCGUGUUUUGCGGCGGCGGUGGUUGUUGUUGUCGUUGUGUAGUGUGUUCUAUGGGUGGCGGAGGAAGGAUUCUGGUCCACUCUGCUACCCACCAGACACCACUGGGGCUCGACGUGCUGGGCUUGACUUUCUUGCCCAUUCACUCGACGCCCUCUCCUGCUCGAAGUUGCGGUGUUCUGUGUACGUGGGUGCGGUGCGAGCGAGCGCGAAGGCGUGGAGCGAGCUAUUAGCCUCUCGUACAUAGUCACACAAUCUGCAUCGUCCCCUUUUCCCUCGGGCCGGGCACAGCGAGUGUACGCCCUGGUGUUGUUGGGUGCUGGUGACGCAAGUCGCCAGCCGCAACAGCUCCAGGUGACGAACGCGCAGCUUGACCCGCCGGGGUUGGGGUUGCGGAUCAUGCAAUGCCACUUUCCUCUUGCUCCCCAGCCAUCAUCAUGGUAUAGCCCAAGCCCAACUUUUUUUUUUUGUUGUGUCCAAGCACACUCUCGGCAAGACAACCGCCUCCGCAGCCGCUAUCGCCUCCCGUCCUCCACCUACCACCUCACGAUUACUAACCUCGCUAGCCGGUCACAUUGCCCAGGUCUGCCCUGACGCCGGUGUCCCCACCUGCUACUCGUGCGGCCAGUCGGGCCACCUCUCGCGCGAGUGCCCCCAGCCCAAGCCCAAGGCGUGCUACACCUGCGGCCAGGAGGGCCACCUCUCGUCGGCGUGCCCCCAGGGCCCCGCUGCGGGCGGCUUUGGCGGCCCCACCGGCGGCGAGUGCUACCGCUGCGGCAAGCCCGGCCACAUUGCCCGUCUCUGCCCCGAGUCGGGUGACGCCCAGGCCGGCGGCUUUGGCGGCGGCUACGGCGGCCAGCAGGGCGGCUUUGGCGGUGCCGGCGGCGGCUUUGGAAACAAGUCGUGCUACACCUGCGGCGGUGUCGGCCACAUCUCGCGCGACUGCCCCUCGGGCGGUGGCGGCGGUGGCCGUGGCGGCUUCGGCGGUGCCGGCGGCUUUGGCGGCUCGCGCAAGUGCUACAACUGUGGCCAGGACGGCCACAUCUCGCGCGACUGCCCCCAGGAGCAGGGCCGUACUGUGAGUGGAGUUGGACAGCCGAAGACGACCCAACUGACUCACUUCCCAGUGCUACCAGUGCGGUCAGG
Molecule: messenger RNA, 2489 nt
Organism: Vanrija pseudolonga
Lineage: Eukaryota; Fungi; Basidiomycota; Tremellomycetes; Trichosporonales; Trichosporonaceae
Product: Uracil phosphoribosyltransferase
Exons: 14
Coding region: 153-839 (228 amino acids)
Biological process (GO): positive regulation of cytoplasmic translation
Cellular component (GO): cytoplasm
Molecular function (GO): zinc ion binding; translation regulator activity; mRNA binding
Source: RefSeq, a predicted model, not a curated record